CGAUGUAGGGGUUGAGUGAGUUUGAGGUGAUUGUAUACGUCGUGGAAAAACAGUAUGAUUCUCCUUUAAAAAUGGUGAAGUUAUAUGCACUGACUGUUCUAUGUAAAAGUCCUCCGUCGGCAACGACGCUGAAAGCUGCUUAUGAUGUAGAGUCGUUCUCAUUUUUUCAAAAGAAUAGUAUUAAAGAAUUUAUGUGUUUUGUUAGUAAAACCAUUGUAGAAAGAACACAGACAUGUGCCAGGCAAAGUGUCAAAGAAGGAGAAUACAUGUGUCAUGUGUAUGUACGAGCUGACAAUCUCGCGGCAGUUCUCAUCUCGGAUCAUGAAUAUCCUAGGAGAGUAGCACAUACCCUAAUCACGAAAGUGAUGGAAGAGUUUACAGCAAAAUAUCCACCAUCGACAUGGUCCUCACUCAGAGAAAUCACUGCAGAUUUUCCACAGAUCAAUACGUAUCUAGCAAAGUAUCAGAAUCCAGUUGAGGCGGAUGCGCUCACGAAAAUGCAGAAUGAUCUAGAUGAAACCAAAAUUAUUUUGCACAAUACUUUAGAAGCUGUGCUGCAAAGGGGAGAGAAGCUGGAUGAUCUAGUCUCUAAGUCGGAAGGACUCAGCGCUCAGUCGAAAGCGUUUUACAAGACCGCACGGAAAACUAAUUCUUGCUGUAGUUUAGCUCCUUAGAAUGUUUUUUCCUCUUUUUUUUUU
This is a messenger RNA of Cyphomyrmex costatus, 698 nucleotides long. It is a transcript of the gene Ykt6, whose product is annotated as YKT6 v-SNARE homolog. The record is from RefSeq and is a predicted model, not a curated record. The transcript has 4 exons. Lineage: Eukaryota; Metazoa; Arthropoda; Insecta; Hymenoptera; Formicidae. Gene Ontology annotation, molecular function: SNAP receptor activity. Bases 72 to 674 code for a protein of 200 amino acids. Gene Ontology annotation, cellular component: Golgi apparatus. Gene Ontology annotation, biological process: endoplasmic reticulum to Golgi vesicle-mediated transport.